This is a messenger RNA of Oncorhynchus tshawytscha (Chinook salmon), 1607 nucleotides long. RefSeq names its product repetin-like. The transcript is spliced from 2 exons. Lineage: Eukaryota; Metazoa; Chordata; Actinopteri; Salmoniformes; Salmonidae. The record is from RefSeq and is a predicted model, not a curated record. Bases 264 to 917 code for a protein of 217 amino acids.
GGUAGAAACUCUGAUGGAAUCGUUCAGCCACGGUGGUAGAAACUCUCUGAUGGAAUCGUUCAGCCACGGUGGUAGAAACUCUCUGAUGGAAUCGUUCAGCCACGGUGGUAGAAACUCUCUGAUGGAAUCGUUCAGCCACGGUGGUAGAAACUCUCUGAUGGAAUCGUUCAGCCACGGUGGUAGAAACUCUCUGAUGGAAUCGUUCAGCCACGGUGGUAGAAACUCUCUGAUGGAAUCGUUCAGCCACGGUGCUGGAAACUCUGAUGGAAUCGUUCAGCCACGGUGGUAGAAACUCUCUGAUGGAAUCGUUCAGCCACGGUGGUAGAAACUCUCUGAUGGAAUCGUUCAGCCACGGUGGUAGAAACUCUCUGAUGGAAUCGUUCAGCCACGGUGGUAGAAACUCUCUGAUGGAAUCGUUCAGCCACGGUGGUAGAAACUCUCUGAUGGAAUCGUUCAGCCACGGUGGUAGAAACUCUCUGAUGGAAUCGUUCAGCCACGGUGGUAGAAACUCUCUGAUGGAAUCGUUCAGCCACGGUGGUAGAAACUCUCUGAUGGAAUCGUUCAGCCACGGUGGUAGAAACUCUCUGAUGGAAUCGUUCAGCCACGGUGGUAGAAACUCUCUGAUGGAAUCGUUCAGCCACGGUGGUAGAAACUCUCUGAUGGAAUCGUUCAGCCACGGUGGUAGAAACUCUCUGAUGGAAUCGUUCAGCCACGGUGGUAGAAACUCUCUGAUGGAAUCGUUCAGCCACGGUGGUAGAAACUCUCUGAUGGAAUCGUUCAGCCACGGUGGUAGAAACUCUCUGAUGGAAUCGUUCAGCCACGGUGGUAGAAACUCUCUGAUGGAAUCGUUCAGCCACGGUGGUAGAAACUCUCUGAUGGAAUCGUUCAGCCACGGUGCUGGAAACUCUCUGAUGUGAGGUGCGUCCUCACGUGUCAUUGAAUCCCGUUAUCGUGAAUAUAUACUCUGUUAUGCCUAUAGAGCGGGGGUGGAAUGACCUAGCACUGUGUGUGUGUGUAUCACUCCGUGGUUCACAAUGAAUUUGUCCAAUAGAAAUCGGAGGAUCGAAUCGGAGGAAUGAAAAUAGGGCAGGAUGUCCAUAUUAGUUUCACUCCGUUUUCUUCCGUAUUGGUGCCUGAUGAUCACGAACCAGGUGAUCCUCAUCAUUGACUUUCAAUUAGUCUCUUGAAUCACACCUGGAAACCAGCUGUGACCACUAUAGCCAAUCAGUGAUGUUAAUUGGUUAAUUGGUCAAUUAACAGAGGAACGAAAACUACAGCAGACACGGUGGGCCUCCAGGAUAAAAGCUUGACUCUCGUAUGUACAAACACACCAAGAUGGGCCAUACUGCUGUAGACAAACCGAUAUAAAUAGAUUCUACUCAUUCUAUUUCUGUACCCUUGCCACUGUCUCUUCAGGAGAGAAAGGGAGUUAUUUUCCUUAUUCAAUGCUGUACAGAAACAUAUUUUUUACAUAUUUUUACAUAUUCGUCAUCAGGGCAUGUGUUUAAAUAAUAUGGUUGUUAAUGUGUGUGUGUGUGUGUGUGUGUGUGUGUGUGUUCUUAUCAAUGGUCAAAAUAAUUUCUUGAAACAAUGUGUAGUGGAUUAUG